GCGUUCCAUGAAGUAAAAGUGAACAUAAACGAAGAUUAAAGGCGAAUGAAGGCGGCGAGCGGCGGGGAGGCGGAGCUGGAGUUCAGGGUUCAUGUGGGACAGUUCGGCACAAGAUGGCGGCGACCAAGCGGGUGCUGUAUGUGGGUGGCCUUGCUGAAGAGGUAGAUGAGAAGGUUCUUCAUGCAGCUUUUAUUCCAUUUGGAGAUAUUAUGGACAUUCAAAUUCCACUGGAUUAUGAGACGGAGAAACACAGAGGUUUUGCAUUCGUUGAAUUUGAGGGUGCUGAGGAUGCUGCAGCUGCCAUUGAUAACAUGAAUGAGUCUGAACUUUUUGGAAGGACAAUCCGAGUUAACCUGGCAAAACCCAUGCGAAUUAAAGAGGGAUCGUCAAGAGCAGUGUGGUCAGAUGAUGACUGGUUAAAGAAAUUUGCUGGGAAGACCCUGGAGGAAAAUGGAAGUGAGGAGCAAGGAGGAGAAGGUGGAGAAACACAAACACAGGAGGGUGAGCCACCAGCCAAGAAAUCAAGAUCCAAUCCUCAAGUUUACAUGGACAUCAAAAUUGCCAACAAGGCUGUUGGUAGAUUACGGUUUUUAUUACGAGCUGACGUUGUACCAAUGACUGCAGAAAAUUUCCGGUGCCUCUGUACACACGAGAAGGGAUUUGGUUACAAGGGCAGCAGUUUCCAUCGAAUUAUACCCCAGUUCAUGUGUCAGGGUGGAGAUUUCACCAAUCACAACGGUACUGGAGGGAAAUCCAUCUACGGCAGGAAGUUUGACGAUGAAAACUAUAUUCUGAAACACUCAGCGGCAGGAUUGCUGUCAAUGGCAAACUCUGGAAUCAAUACAAAUGGAUCUCAGUUUUUCAUUACCCUCGACAAGACAGACUGGCUGGAUGGAAAACACGUAGUAUUUGGGGAAAUGGUGGAAGGAAUGGAUAUUGUCAGACAGAUGGAAGCUCAAGGUUCUAAAGAUGGAAAACCUAAGCAAAAAAUGAUCAUCUCAGACUGCGGAGAAUAUGUGUGAUGGUAGUGGCUGUUAGACAUAACUUUUGUAGAUUUCAUUUUUUCGUACUUUUAAUGUUUUUUUGUGAAGAUUUAUUGUAAAUACAUUCAACAUGCAAAAUAAAUUUUUUUAAAAACCAA
Leucoraja erinaceus (little skate) is the source of this 1141-nucleotide messenger RNA. It is a transcript of the gene ppie, whose product is annotated as peptidylprolyl isomerase E (cyclophilin E). Gene Ontology annotation, molecular function: RNA binding; peptidyl-prolyl cis-trans isomerase activity. The record is from RefSeq and is a predicted model, not a curated record. The transcript has 10 exons. Bases 114 to 1022 code for a protein of 302 amino acids. Gene Ontology annotation, biological process: protein folding; protein peptidyl-prolyl isomerization. Lineage: Eukaryota; Metazoa; Chordata; Chondrichthyes; Rajiformes; Rajidae. Gene Ontology annotation, cellular component: intracellular membrane-bounded organelle.